This is a messenger RNA of Paecilomyces variotii, 960 nucleotides long. RefSeq lists its product as hypothetical. The record is from RefSeq and is a predicted model, not a curated record. Bases 186 to 848 code for a protein of 220 amino acids. Lineage: Eukaryota; Fungi; Ascomycota; Eurotiomycetes; Eurotiales; Thermoascaceae. The transcript has 2 exons.
GCUUAAUAGACGAGACGGCCUGCUUUUAAGGAUGGCUGUCAUCCCCAUGGUGUACCCCUUGUCUACGCUGGCAGCUGUCGCUUUCUGGUCUUUUUGCGUACCCAUACACACACGCAGGCCAAAGGACCAAAAGCGCAAAAGCGUUCCGGUAGGAAACUACCAUAGGACAGCCGACAACUACAGCCAUGGUGGGUACACUUCAACGGUCUGUUCGGGCGACAGACGAGCUGGAUGAGACAUUGCAGGUUGACAAGGAAAAUCUGGAGCCCAUAACCGCUUCCCAGUCAGGCACAAGUGAUAGUACUCAAGAUCCAAGUGAUGCCAAACCAGCGAAACAGGGUUGCAAAUGGUAUCCGCUGCUGAACCCUUUGAGGCUUCAGAAGAUACCUCCACUUCCAUCUGAGCGGACGGUAUCUAGGGAAUAUGGGGCCAACUUUCUUAGCAUCAUAACUUUCCAAUGGAUGUGGCCAUUGAUGAAUGUUGGCUAUCUCCGACAUCUCGAAAUCCAGGAUAUAUGGACCGUCAACCCGGAUAGAUCCGUAGGUGUACUAGCAGAGAAGCUCGAUGUCUCGUUCCGACGACGUUUGGAGCGUGGUGACACUUAUCCCUUACUCUGGGCUGUCUAUGAGACUUUCAAAGUCGAAUUUUGGAUCGGCGGAGUCGGCAACCUCCUCGCUGCUCUCCUACAAAUCUUUGCACCAUAUACGACACGUUAUCUGAUUGCAUUUGCUACGGAUGCUUAUUAUUCUAAACUAGGUCAUGGCCCAGCCCCCUCAGUAGGUCGUGGCAUUGGUAUGACUAUCGGUAUCACCGCUAUGUUGGGUUGGUUGUCACUAGCUUGUCCAUGAAUCAGUACCUUUAUCAUGGAAUGACGGUUGGCGGACAAGCAAGGGCUGUUUUGAUCAAUAUGAUCUUCACUAAAGCAAUGAAGUUAUCUGGCCGUGCAAAGGCUGGCGGGAA